Molecule: messenger RNA, 696 nt
Organism: Lodderomyces pseudojiufengensis
Lineage: Eukaryota; Fungi; Ascomycota; Pichiomycetes; Serinales; Debaryomycetaceae
Gene: CWH8
Product: Cwh8p
Exons: 1
Coding region: 1-696 (231 amino acids)
Biological process (GO): lipid biosynthetic process; protein N-linked glycosylation
Cellular component (GO): intracellular membrane-bounded organelle; endoplasmic reticulum membrane
Molecular function (GO): dolichyldiphosphatase activity
Source: RefSeq, a predicted model, not a curated record
AUGUCAAAUUUAAAUCCCCAAGUGAUACCCCAAUAUGUUCCAUUUGAUCAAACAUACGUACUAUACGAUCCCAAUGACAUAGUAUCAAUUGUCUCAGUUCAAUUUACCUUGUUGCCAAUAUAUAUCAUGGUAUUCUACACGCUGUGGUUUUUAAUAACUAGAGAAAUAGAACCUGUAAUAGUAGUUGGGGGCCAUUUAUUUUCAGAAAUUUUAAAUAAGAUCAUAAAAAAAUUAGUCAAAAAUCCAAGACCUGAUUUUCAUUUACAAUUUGGUGGUAUUGGGACUGAUUUGAAUUACGGAAUGCCCAGUGCUCAUUCACAAUUUAUUGGAUUCUUUGUUGCUUAUUUCACAUGUAUUAUAUUCAAAAAAAUCCCAAAUUUAAAUAAAAGAAUUAAAAUUGGAAGUGGGUUGGUGUUCGGUUUUGUCGCUCUUGGGGUAACUAGUUCACGAGUUUAUUUGCAAUAUCAUACAUGGCAACAAGUAAUUGUUGGAGUUGACUUGGGACUACUAAUAGGUUUAUUUUGGUUUUUAGUAAGUACAUUUGUAAGAGAUGUGGGAAUAGUAGACUGGGUUUUGAAUUGGCCAAUUGUACGAGUGUUUUACGUGAAAGAUUCUUAUUAUUAUAAUUAUAAAACUUUUAAAGAUGAAUAUAACUUGUAUAUAAAAGAUAAACAAAAUAGAAAUAAGAAGAGAUAG